GAUCGCUGCUCACUGUCAGAGACAUCGCAGUUUUCACAUCCAGAACUCUUCGUGAAGGCCGAAAACGUGGACUACUUUGACAAAAUUUGCGAUCCAGUGGCAGCAGAGAAGCGUACUGAAUCGAUUGCAGAACGUGAUGUGGUUGUUGAAGGAGUGACAUCGAACUCGAUUGAAGACGAAGAGCAGCAAGACGACGACGAUCGCGUGACGUCGUUGAGUCUAGCUGAUGUCGAAGAAGUGUCCAAGGCGGUCGAACCUGUAGCGAGCUCGACCCCGUCGAGUAAUCUCAAAUCAAACGUUGUCGAACAAAAGGAGGCGCAAGCUGAAGGCGUUGUCAUUGACGACACUGCUGAAUUUCAGAGGGACCAGCAAACUCCUGUGAAAGCAAGUAGCGGUGAUGAAAUGGUGGAGCAACACCAUGAAAACUUUGCCACCUGUCGCACAGAGUUUACGAACGCCACUGAAGUAGAGCUGCACAUACCAUUUCCGGAAAGCGACGAUCCUGAUCCAAGAUGUCCCGGCACUGAGAUUGCACCGUCGAUAUGGUCUUUCUCGGUCGUCAUACAGAAGAACGAGAUCAAUGCCCCGUCCUUGGUCACAUCGGUGGACCGGGUCUUCAACGUUACCUGUAACUACGUUGACCUUCUUGGACGAAGUGCAAGUUCUUCCCCGUCUUCAAUCGGCGAAACUACUGAAACGAAGCCUUCAAGAAUUGAGCUGGAAAUACUCCGGAAUGGGCGAGCCGUGACUACUGUUCCACUUGGUGACGAGGUCGAGCUGCGAUGGAGAAUAUUGGAGCAGUCACCUGGUCAUGGCUACUUUGUGGAUAGCUGCAUUGCCGAACGAGUUGGAGGCGCCCCUCCACAUCCUGAACCACUCAAUAUCAUUAAGCGAGGGUGUCCUGAUGAGAAAAUCAACAAUCGCCUCAUCAAAUCGCCGAUC
Ostertagia ostertagi is the source of this 942-nucleotide messenger RNA. The record is from the annotation of a GenBank genome assembly. Lineage: Eukaryota; Metazoa; Nematoda; Chromadorea; Rhabditida; Trichostrongylidae.